UAUCAACCACCACACACUACUCAUAUUUCGUUCUUGGAUAAUAUUGUAGUUUUUUCCUUCUUCAUGUAAUGACAUCAAUCAACCUUAUUAGUAAUUGUACCAUGAAACCAUCCUCUAGAAUUCUCGGACUUGGUCGAAAGAAUUCAUCUUUUUUCUCAAGAUGUUAUCAUUCUGUUACAAUGUCAACAUCAUUCUGUAAUAAUCCUCUUUUUCUCAAUCUUGAUCGCAAAACCAAGCAAUACCCUUCUCGCAUUUUUGAAUUUAAACGUGUAAUGAAUGGUUUUCAACAAGUUUUGCGGUUACCCUCUUGGAAUUUAGGCCAUUCAAGAACAUUUCUUAAUUUAAAAGCAACAAAAACAGAAUGUGUAUCGUCUAUUGGUGGAGUAUCUUUCAAGGCACGUGAAUUCUCAAACUCUGUUGAAACCAAACGUGGUUUAAGAGUUGGUAAAGAUGAUAACAAGGGUGGAGGAGACGAGGAAGAUUUGAAGGAAAAGAAUUCGAAGAAUGGAUCCAUUGCAAAGAAAAAAUUUGAUGACGAAGAAACAGAAGUGGAGAAAGAAGCAUGGAAAUUGUUGCAGAAAGCACUUGUUACUUAUUGUGAUACACCUGUGGGAACCGUUGCAGCAAAUGAUGAUUCGGGAUCGCCAUUGAAUUAUGAUCAAGUUUUUAUUCGAGAUUUUAUCCCUUCUGCUCUUGCUUUCUUGCUCAAGGGUGAACAUGAGAUUGUCAAGAAUUUCCUCCUUCACACCUUGCAACUUCAGAGUUGGGAGAAAACGGUGGAUUGCUAUAGCCCGGGACAAGGUUUGAUGCCUGCAAGUUUCAAAGUUAAAACUAUGGAAUUUGAUGACAAAAAGACAGGAGAAGUUUUAGAUCCUGAUUUUGGAGAAUCGGCUAUUGGUCGUGUUGCUCCUGUUGAUUCAGGAUUGUGGUGGAUCAUUCUGCUUAGGGCUUAUGGGAAACUCACUGGUGACUAUACCUUGCAAGAAAAGUUAGAAGUUCAAACGGGCUUACAAAUGAUCAUUAACUUAUGUUUAUCAGAUGGAUUUGAUAUGUUUCCUUCUCUGUUAGUAACUGAUGGAUCUUGCAUGAUAGACAGAAGGAUGGGUAUACAUGGUCACCCUCUUGAGAUUCAAGCAUUAUUUUACUCGGCUCUUCGGUCAGCGCGCGAAAUGGUUGUUUUGAAUGAUGAAUCUAAGAAUCUAGUUGGAGAAAUUAACAAUAGACUAAGUGCACUUUCUUUCCAUAUUAGAGAAUAUUAUUGGUUGGAUAUGAGACAGGUGAAUGAGAUUUAUAGGUAUAAAACAGAAGAAUACUCUUUAGAUGCAACUAACAAGUUCAACAUUUAUCCUGAACAAAUUCCAAUGUGGUUAAUGGAUUGGAUUCCUGAGGAAGGUGGUUAUUUGAUAGGAAAUCUACAACCAGCUCACAUGGAUUUCAGGUUUUUCAUGCUUGGAAAUCUUUGGUCAAUUGUUUCAUCUUUAGGUACACCAAAACAAAACAAGUCUGUUUUGAAUCUCAUAGAAUCAAAAUGGGAUGAUCUUGUUGGUGACAUGCCUCUUAAGAUAUGUUAUCCUGCCUUGGAGGCUGAAGAAUGGCGCUUAAUUACCGGCAGCGACCCUAAGAAUACCCCGUGGUCAUAUCAUAAUGGCGGAUCUUGGCCUACCCUUCUCUGGCAGUUCACGCUAGCAUGCAUCAAAAUGGGGAGAACUAAUCUAGCUGAGAAGGCUGUUGAUUUGGCUGAGAAAAGGCUUCCAAUUGAUUCUUGGCCAGAAUAUUAUGACACAAAAACAGGAAGAUUUAUCGGAAAACAAGCGCGACUUUUUCAAACAUGGACAUUGGCUGGAUUCCUUGCAUCUAAGAUGCUUUUGAAGAAUCCUGAAAUAGCAACCUUGCUAUGCUGGGAUGAAGAUCUUGAUAUUCUUGAAACAUGUGUUUGUACACUUAAUAAGAGUGGCAGAACAAAAUGUUCUCGUGAUGUCGCGAAGUCACACAUUUUAGUGUGAAGAUAUCUAAGAGAGGGUCUCUCUAUAUUUUACAGUCUAACUAGUUUAGUGUGUAUAUAUAGUAUAUCAUGUAUAUUAUGUAUAUGAUAAGUUUGAUAGGAUUGGGAAGAAAUAUAUAUCUUCCACAUUGUUGUGACUAUUGAUGACUGAAUUU
Trifolium pratense (red clover) is the source of this 2157-nucleotide messenger RNA. Its product is annotated as alkaline/neutral invertase A, mitochondrial-like. Gene Ontology annotation, molecular function: sucrose alpha-glucosidase activity; endo-alpha-N-acetylgalactosaminidase activity. Gene Ontology annotation, biological process: sucrose catabolic process. Bases 69 to 2003 code for a protein of 644 amino acids. The record is from RefSeq and is a predicted model, not a curated record. Lineage: Eukaryota; Viridiplantae; Streptophyta; Magnoliopsida; Fabales; Fabaceae. The transcript has 5 exons. Gene Ontology annotation, cellular component: mitochondrion.